Molecule: messenger RNA, 3951 nt
Organism: Pygocentrus nattereri (red-bellied piranha)
Lineage: Eukaryota; Metazoa; Chordata; Actinopteri; Characiformes; Serrasalmidae
Gene: golm2
Product: golgi membrane protein 2
Exons: 10
Coding region: 1111-2580 (489 amino acids)
Source: RefSeq, a predicted model, not a curated record
ACCUGCUCGACUCUCAGGGCUUUCGAGACGUCUCGACUCAGGCAGCUUGAGAUUCUCUUCCAUGGAAAGCACAUUUUCGAGGUUUUUAAAUUAACCUUUGCUAUAAAUAUACGCGGUUCUAGUUCCGUUAAAAUAUCUACGCUUUGUUAUAUACCGGAGGCAGCCUGGCCACAGCUGCGGUUUUGGUGUUAGAGGGCAAAAACCGAGCUCCUUCAUUCGUGGUUUACUGUGGGCGCUAAGUAACGCAGUGCUGGGCAGUUAGCACGCUGGCUAAUGUGGAGCAGCGAGAGGAGAUGUUUUAGGGCAAGGCGGGCGUUUUAGUUCAUGCAAGUGAGUGUUUGCGGUUAUGCUCGAUGUCUCAUAUUAAUUUCCUUUUGAAAUUAUACUGGAUAUUUGGUCCUAGUUUUCUCUUUGGCAGCUACUGAGAGCUGGAUAGCGACGAAGCUAGCGUAAGCUAGUUAGCCUGGAUGCUGUGAGCUGAUGCCUGAAUAGCCUCACAGAUUAUUUAUUUUCUUGUCACCACGCAACCGUUUCUCGUCUGGACGGUGAAUUUAAGACAACUCUGGUUACUUCUGUGCUUUUUAUCGGUAAGGUAACCUGUAAUCGCAGCUCGACUCUAAGCAGAGAUCCUCUUGCUGAUAUAUAAGCCACAGCACACAUAGUUUAGUGAAAAGCGAGUGAGAGUGCUGUAUGAAGUUUAUGAGAUGGUCUGAGGAGAUUACACCGCAUGUAUGUGUAUAUGUAACAGUCGUCGGGGCUGUUGGAGCUGCUGGCUACUGAGAGCAUUUGAGUUUAGGCCACGUCGCUGUGUGGUGGUGCAGUUCAUCCACUGACAGGCGUUGGAUGAAUGCAAACGAGGAAAAAAAGAAACGACACUCGCCAACUGUGCGGAAGGAGAGGAAAUAACUGCUGCUGUCAAGACAUGUUGACGUUGACCAAACGGAUCAGGGGACACGUUUAGCGCGUUAAGGAAGAUGUGCGUUAUUUAAACGGCUGAUUUGAUUCAGCUACCAGACUGAAGAGUGGCAGUAAAAAGCUGACGAGGCGGCGUGUAUAAAGUAAAGCGAUCCGGGAGCAAAUCUCUGUUUUUUCCCUCCUCCACUCUUCGCCAUGGUCGGGUUCGGCGCGAACCGGCGCGGCGCGCGUCUGCCCUCCAUCGUCCCCAUCGCGCUGAUGGUGGUGAUCGUCGUGCUGGCUUAUAACUACUGGACGGUGUCGACCAAGCACGGACGGCUGUUAGACGAGCUGGCCGAGGCGCAGACACAAGUGAAGCGUACGGACGCGGCGCGGAGCCGCCUGGAGAAGCGCAACUCCGAGCUAAUGCUGCAGGUGGACACGCACAGGAAGCAGAUCGACCAGAAGGACGGAGAUUACAGCGUGCUGGAGGGCAAACUGCAGGCCAGGGACGCGCUGUUCAAGAAGUGCACCGAUGAAAAGAUGAAACUGCAGAGUGAUGUCACAGCCCAAAUGUCUGAAAUUCACAGGCUGAAAGAGCAAGUGAAAGAGUUGAGGCAGGAAAUUAUCAGGCAAGAGGACCAGCUGAGGGAGGUAAAGAAGAACAGCACAAAUCUGGAGAGGAAGCUGGAGUAUGAGAGCCUGCAGUGCGGACGACAGAUAGCACAGCUUAAAGAUGAGUAUGACGAAAGCAAGAAGACGAUGGAGAAGGAGGCUGCCAAACUCAGACAGAGCGUAUUGGACUCUCGUAAAGCUGGUGCAGUGGCUGGUCAAGCAGAGGGAGGUACAGAGGUAGAAGCUGGAGGAGAGCGCCACACAGAGGCCACACACCAGCAUGACAACCCAGACCUGAAAGAGGAAAUGGUCAAACCAGGGAGUGAUGCUGGCAUGCCUGGCAUUGAGGACAGUGAAGUGGGAAAGAACGAUGAUAUACGCUUUGCCGUGAAGAAGCCAGCAAUCACACAGAAGCACAUGGAGCCAGUGGAGGCAGCCGUUUUACUGAAGGAGGAUCGAGCUGGAGCUGGAGCAGGAGCAGGAGCAUUAGCUGGGGACAAUGUAGCUCACAAUCUUCCACUGGACCGCCCAGACCUUCCCCAGGAUGGAGGUGCAGGCCAAGGCAUGGGGAACAACGUGGCCCCUGUCCAGCAGCAGGUGCCCCAGCCAGUGGUGGACAAACCCAUACUGUUUGACGAGGAUAACAAGGCAGCCGUCCAAGCAGAUGAGUUUGGGGAACACCGUCGACAACUAAGGGGUCCUGAUAACCAGCGGGGCCAGGGAGCGCUGCCUCCUCCACCAAACCCUGCACAGGUCCUGCCUAACCCCAUUGAACCCCAUCUCAGCCGAGACCCUGCACCCGCUGUACCCAUUCGACACCGACAGAACCGCUUCUUUGAUGAGAACGAAUCCCCUGUAGAUCCGCAGCACGGCUCCAAGCUGGCGGACUACAACGGGGAUGACGGCAAUGUAGGCGAGUACGAGGCUGACAAGCAGGCCGAACUGGCCUACAACGAGGAGGAGGACGGCGACGGCGGUGAGGAAGACGCCCAAGAUGAUGAAGACCGAGAAGUUCCAGGAGAUCGUGCUGUGGACUAUGGAAAAAGGCGCCAAGCCAUCGGCAUCCUGUAGCCUGGCCAUCAGGACAAAUGAAAUUGUGCUUAAUAAUGCGUUCAAUAUUCACGCGGCCAAGAGAGGAAGAAAAGUUACUUGAACUAGAGUCUGAUGGGUGCGAUUGGAACCAUUCUUUCAAAACUACUUGAAGAUUUUUUCUUGACCUGAAUGACUUUUGAAAAAGUAAAGCCUGCAGGGUUUAAGUCUUGCUGGAUGGAUGAUGGUGUCGGUCAACUUUAAAGUAAGGAUUUGACGUGAUUCAAUCCAGUCUUGUUUGGUUCUUCCUCUAAACCAUUUAGGAAUAAACCGAACGAACUGAUAAGUGACUAUUCAUAAUGUGUAAAUGUGUAAACAUCUAAUAUGUACAUUGGAAAGUCCUUUUUUCUGCUAUAUGAAACAUGGGAUGUGUUGGGUUAUUUGUUUUCUUAAUGAAGUAGCCUGUGCUUGGACUAUAGAAUGGACUUUUGAAUGGAAGAUGGCCUUUGGUGUGACUUUUGCCAGACCAGGCACAUGAACAAGACUGAUUCCUGGACUGCUACCAUGUUGGUAGCACUAAAGAAGGUUCAGCCCAGAGCAAUGUCAUGAUGAAGAACGUUAAAAGAUUAUUUAAUUUUUCUCUUUUUGGGUGGGCUGCUGUUGAAUAGCAAUUACAAAGGGAAGGGGAUUUUUUUUUAAAUAACAAACAAUCCUUCUUUAUGAUUUCUACAGUACCCAGACAGUCCCACAGACUCAGUUUCACACAAGCCAUUUUUACACUGUAUUCCUGUUUCUGAAGGAUCUCUACAGAGUACAGAGCCCGGCCUUGUGAGGGCAUUGUUGCAUGCAAGUAGUUGGCGGUUUCUGUUACAUCAGCCUACAGAACUACAGUAUCACCGGGAUUAAAAAAUAGCAAUACACUAUACCGCAGCAGACCAGGGCGGAGUUCACAUAGUGAACUAUUUCCUGACCGCCCAACAGGCAUCGGUGUACAUACUUAUGGCGCCAGUACUACUGUCUGACUGCUGUAGAAAUAUUGAAGUGGCCUGUAGACGGCCAUGUAGAUGAACUUUUUCAUAAGUGAGCAACACUUGAUUGGAGAUUAGCAUACUGAAUGUACUUUAAUAACAAUGAUUGUUUCAAGUGUCCCAGGUGGAUCUGGAUCUUCUAAACUGUAAUGAAUUGUGUAAAUGCGCAGUUCUGUUCAAACUUAAAGGUUUGCCAAACAGAUAGUUCCAUAUAUCCAAAGAACGGAGCUGUAUUAGAGGAUAAAUUUCUUGCUAUCACUGUGACUCAGUAGUACUGUACAUAGUUGCAUCAGGAUGAAGUACAAUAUGGUCCAGAAAUUGCCCAGAUUCAUCUUCUCAAACUUCUCUACAAACGUAAUCUACAAUAAAUUGUUUCUGUAUACGA